Penicillium manginii is the source of this 573-nucleotide messenger RNA. RefSeq lists its product as uncharacterized. The record is from RefSeq and is a predicted model, not a curated record. The transcript has a single exon. The coding region runs from base 1 to 573 and encodes 190 amino acids. Lineage: Eukaryota; Fungi; Ascomycota; Eurotiomycetes; Eurotiales; Aspergillaceae.
AUGGCCGCCUUCAAGCCAAGCGACAUCCUCCUCCUCCUCACAACAAUCUUCUCCCUCCUCCAACUAUCCUCCGCCCAACGAACCCCAAACGAAAACCUCGUCCUAGCCGACUGCGGCAUCGGCCUCGGCGUUAACGGCGGCUCCACGUCCCGCGAAAUGAUCUACUACCCGGGCGACGUCUGGACAGGACAAGGCCUCCAAACCAACAGACCAACAAUGAUGGUCAACGUCCCCUGGACGGGUGCGUACCCCUGGGGGCAGCAGGGCGGCGUGUCGGCGCGCAUGCCCAACGGCGACGUGUUUACCGUGCACAUCAACCCGAACAUCAAGGACCCCAUGGCGGCGGGCGACGCGUGGCAUUUGUUUGAGAUGAAUGUCCCGCUCAAGUGUUAUUCGUAUCAUUAUAUGUGGGUAUAUAAGCUUGAUGAUGGGAAGUGGUGCGAGAGUGCGUAUGUGUGUAAUCAUCGGGGGACGCCCACGCCGCAUCUGAAGCCUGCCCCGGCUCCGGGGCCGGCGCCUGCGCCUGCGCCGAAUCCUAGUCCGCCUCCGAUUUGUAAUGUGUUGAAUAACUGA